GGGUGAUGGGGUAGGUAUUGGUGGGGGCAGGAGAGUGUCCUGGCUAUAGUGGUCAGGUAAGUAAUACUGAGAGCCGUUGGCUGGGGUGUAGCUCUAGGGGGGGUGAGUGAUUCUCAGGGCCUCCCCAUCUCUGUCUCUCUCCCCACAGAUGCCCCGUCACUGCUCUGCUACCGGCUGCUGCACCCGGGACACCCGCGAGACCCGCAAUCGAGGCAUCUCCUUCCAUCGGCUGCCUAAGAAGGACAACCCGCGGCGCAGCGUGUGGCUGGAGAACUGUCAGCGCAAGGACCCGAGUGGCCAGGGCCCCUGGAAUCCAGCCUCUGACUACAUCUACUUCUGCUCCAAGCACUUCGAGAAGAGCUGCUUCGAGAUGGUGGGGAUCAGCGGCUACCACCGGCUCAAGGAGGGGGCCGUCCCCACCGUCUUCGAGUCCUUCUCCAAAGCGCGCCGGGCGGCGAAGGUGAGGGCUCCCCGGCAGAAGGGUGAUGACCCCAAGGCUGCCAGGGCCUGGAGGAGGUGGAGACGCGAUCCAGGCCGAGGGGAGCAGGAUGCCCCAGCCAGCGCGGAGGUCUCAUGCUUCCCGGAGGAGGAGGAGUCUGAGUUGGCCACGCCCGCGGCUGCCCCCACCACUGAGCACCGCAGCCUGCCCGGGCCCCUCCCCCAGGGGGUGGAGCUAGAGGAUCAGCACGACGUCAUCCUGGCCAGCCUGUCGGACAUCCUCCUGGAGUACCCAGCCGUGGCCACGGGGCAGGAGGCGGCCACGGGGCAGGAGGCGGCCACAGCCACGCCGGCGCUCCCGGAGACAGACACCCCCACGCUCCCAGAGACAGAUGGUCCCUCAGAGGCCCCCACGUCGCCCGCCCCGGAGCCGCCCCGUCCCGUCUCCCCGUCUUUCUACAUGCUGCGUCUGCCGCCCCCGGCCGGCGCCUACAUCCAGAGCGAGCACAGCUACCAGGUGGGCAGCGCCCUGCUGUGGAAGCGGCGCGCGGAGGCAGCCCUGGAGGCCCUGGACCGGGUCCAGCGGCAGCUGCAGGCCUGCAAGCGGCGAGAACAGCGGCUGCGGUUGCGCAUCUGCGAGCUGCAGCGGGAGCGGCGGGUGGCCCCGGACAUGCGGCGCCAGCUCAAGGAGCACCUCCAGGUCUUUGAGCUGCAGCUGCUGCGUGAGCUGGAGUGAGCCACAGGACUGCGCGCAGGUGGCGUCUGUGUGUAGGGCGGGGGGGCUUCGCUCCACCCCAGAGGGAUUGCAUGGGACUCGGGCCUCUGCCCGGGCACGAGGCCCUGGGCUCUGUGGCUCGGCCACGGGCUGAGCUCAGUCCCUGCCCACAGAAAGUGGCAGGCCAGGGCUGGAGACGCAAACCUGGUGACAGCACUUCUCUGCCCCCCACUCCUGCCCCGACCUUUGCCUCUGUGCCAGGGAGGCGGAUUGAUGGGGGUUGUAAAUAAAGGUCUUGUUUUAUAUGGG
Messenger RNA from Chrysemys picta bellii (western painted turtle), 1462 nucleotides. The record is from RefSeq and is a predicted model, not a curated record. NCBI's taxonomy places the organism in Eukaryota, Metazoa, Chordata, Testudines, Emydidae.